Molecule: messenger RNA, 5952 nt
Organism: Spirodela intermedia
Lineage: Eukaryota; Viridiplantae; Streptophyta; Magnoliopsida; Alismatales; Araceae
Source: the annotation of a GenBank genome assembly
AUGGGAUCCAAAUCGAAGGAAGACGCGAGGAACAGGGAGAAGGACGGUGCCAGUCCCGGGUUAGCCCGUCAUCUUCUUCCUUUCUGUCCCGAUCCAGCGUUCUUUGCUGCCUCGGGCCUCGUCUGACGUCGUUGUGGUUUUGUUUGCCAUUUGCCAGGAAGAUAUUUGUCGGGGGGCUCGCGAAGGACACUAGCCUUGGUUAGUUUUUUAGUCUUCUGCAUUGGGCGUUAUCUGUUUAGUUAUAGUUUGAUAUAGCAUCUUUUGUACCGUGUUCCAAGAUUGUACGUCUAUCUUCGUGAUUGCUUGGAUGGUUUUCGUCUGGUUCUGGGAAUGCUCGGUUUUAGUUUUUCGGGCUAUGGACUUAUUAGGAUUUCAUUCGCGUGGUUUAACAGCAAGUGAAAGUUUUUUCUUUGUGUUGUAAGUUUUUAGAUGCGAUUGAAUUCGAUUGAUCGGUUUGUAGUUCGCAAUUCUAUUUUGAGAAUUUUUGUCUAGAUUACCGUCAUCUGUUAUGUAAUAGCAACUUUAGAGGCCUACCGUUUAAGCGCUUUCUUAUUGUGCUCACGAAGAUCUCCAGAUUUUUGGCUAACCUUUCCAGCUUAUUUGUAUUCGUUUUGUUAAUCAGAGAUCUCCUCACAGUUGUAACUUAUCUACACCUUUUUCCUCUCCUACUGUGGUUUUGUGCUCGAAAUUUUGUUUUUUUUCUCGAUCUAUUAAUGAUUAGUCAUCUGGCAGUGUUUAAAACAUGCUGUUUCAUUUUUUUGCUACAUUACUAACAGCCCUCAAGUUCCGAUUAUGAACCUAUGGUUCGUGUGGAAAUCAGUGGCAACAAUUUAACGCUUGAAGACAGCACGUUGAUCAUCGGUUUUAGUUAGCUUUUAGGUUUUUAUGAUUUCCAGGAAUCAAUAGGUUGUACCAACCGGUAGACCUCUGCUUUAAACACCACUUUAUGUUUUAGUUUAAAAAGUAGCUUCACACUGAAGGUAUUGCUUUCGUUUAUGAAAAAAAUGUCAUCUUGCUAGAGAGAUUUACCAAUCACAAAAAGGAUACCAUGGAACCAAAAAUGAUAUGAUUGAACUCAAACCACUGGUGAGCAAAGAAACGGAAGCUUCUUCUGAGCUUCACGUUCGGUGAUAUUGUAAAGGCUCUCAACAUUUUUAGGGAUCCCAGAACCCUAAGACAUUUGAUUAGGUUCUGGUGAUAUGCCUUGGAUGUGCUUAUCAGAUGGCGGAAGUCUUCUCUUCUUUCUUCUCCCACUCUAUUACCUGCAAGUGCGCUGGUCAAGAAUACGGCCUUUGUAGAAUCUUGAUGAUUCCUUUGUGGCCAUUGAUUCAAAUUCGCAGAAAAUACAGUUGGUAGUUCUCAGAAACGUGAAGUUUUGAAUUCUUCCAUUCUAUGUUCUCGAUUCCCUUGAUAGCAAUCAUUGUAACCAAAUUAGUAAACGCUUUUCAAAGAGUUCUGGUAGAUAAAAGGGUGAUUACCCUAAUCUGGGUGCUCAAAGUUGGGACCAUAAUUUUUUUAAAUUCUUUCUUUAGUCUCCUCGUAUUGCAAAAGGUAGCAGAAAAUGGAUAAUUUCGAAAACCUGUAUCACAUUCUAUGGGUAUGUUGAUUUCAUUCUGACAAGAAAAACGCACAUCUAUUGCAAAUUUAAGGAGAUAAAUGUUUAUUCUAAACUAGACGUUCAUCUAGUUUAUUUGAUCUAUAAUCAGGCAAUUCAUUUUGCUUAUAUUACGGCUCUUUAGGCAUGUGUUGCAUUUAGAACCAUCUUUUCCGAUGUGCAACCCUUACACCCAAAACUGCUGAAAUAUUCACAGAAUACAUACUUCCCUUUCUACCCACCUGCUGUGGCCUCCCAAUUGUCGGAAUAUAGAUUCCUGUUGAUUCUUUGAUAUCUACUGUUGACAUUGACGUCUGUAACAACUCACAUUUCGCUGCUUCUAAAAUCGUAAACUCCGAUCUGGUCUCUUAUCUUUUUUCGCUUCAGAAGAAUGGCAGAUAUUAGGAAUAGUAGGUAGACUGCUAAGUUGCAGUAAUCUCCUCAUGGAUCAUUCUCUUGACUUGUGAGGACGCAGCCUCUUUGGCUCUUCUAGUAUAAUAGAGGUUUUUCCUCAUUCUCCUGUCUUCAAUCACAUGGAAGUAGUCCUCUAAAGCCUCCACGGGUCAGAUGCCUCCCUUCAACGCUGUCCUUACAUUGUCUCCAGCAUAGCCAACUUUCUGUUCCUAUGCCACUAAUCUUUGUAUACUCUCUGACGAACACGAUACGAAGGGAGCAACCUGUCCGGAGAAUUUCGGGUUGGGUACAUUUUUCUUUUUCCCCGGUAGGAGGGGGGGUUUGGAUUGGGGACUUCUGUCUUGGAGAAAAGAGAAAACUGGCGUGCUUCCUCUCGACCCAUAAUCGGUUCAUACUCUUGUCUUGAUUGUGUUGGAUACAAGAUGAAGAUAUUUAAGGUAGCCUGUUUGGAUUGUGCAUUAUCUGAUUUUUUAAUCAGAUGAAGACUCUUGGCGUGCUGAUCGAUGUAUCUGGAUUGAUCUAGUUCGUUUCAUCUCUACUAACUCUGUCUGUAUUGGUGCUUCGUUGGAACUCAAAGAGAUCCUAAGACAUCUAUUUAAUUUUUUCAAUGUGUCCUGAUUAAAUCCUUGUCUAGUCUGAACAUGCAAUCAGUCUACUAGUUUAUUGAUGAUAGAAUACUAGAUUUGGUUCUUGUUGUGGGGCUGAGGACUAGACUGGCGUUUUGGGUUCUUUCUAGUGUCACUCAGUCCUCGUUGUGUGGAGUCCCACCUGAGAUGGUGUCGUCCCUCUGGUACUCACCAAGUCCUAAAUAGCUUUCCUGCAGUUCUGAUCUUCUUUGAAGUCGUUUCAGCUUAUUUUAGAAGGAAUAGUGCCGGAGUCCAGUUUAAUGGGAUUUCAAAACUUUAAUUCCUCUAGAAAGUCUGAGUGUCCAGAUGUUUAAGGAGAUUCUGAUCGGUCAGCACCACAGUUCAAUAUUUUAUGGGCGAAGUAAUAGCAGUAGUCUGUGGGUCUCAACACUGGAACAAUAGAGGGACUUGAAAAACAGAGAGUAAAUUAUCACAGUUUGUAUUCUUUUAUCCGCUGAGAUCAUGUACCACCCUUGCGUUUUAGCUUUCACUUCGCCUUAGUUAUCCAUUCAUCUCUAUGGACUGUAAAGUGUCUUUUUAGUUACCAUGCCUUUUCCCCCUAUUAUCGUGUUUCCUACUUCUGUGGCUAACAUCAUCGUACUUAAGACACUCUUAUGGCAUUUUUGUAUCCCGAUGCCAAUGACAUCUUGUCAGAAAACAUUGGUUUUUCACUCGUUAGGUUCAUGGUAGCCAGCGGAACUUGGUGGAUUUUACCCCAGUCUCUAUAUUCUGAAUGCUCCUGAAGCUGAUCAGAUUUCAAAUCGAUUUGUGUCCACUCCUUUUUCCUUUCUCUUCUAUCCCUUGCACUCGAUCCCUAGACAACAGGGCAGUAGCUGUGUCUGUCAGCAUUCCAGUGAAGUAUAGGGUAUCAAAUCCUUUCAUCAUGUAAUUCAUUAGAUGAUUCUUUGCUAACCCUGCAACAUGGCCACUUAGGUUCUUAUACUUCAAACUUUGAUCUCCUCCCUAUUGUCACAAGAUCGACAAAAUAGGUUACUCAAUGUCUGUUUUAUGUGGAGAGACAUUUGAUCGUUUGCUUUUUGUCCGAGAGCCUGAUGACAAACUGGACAAUUAGGUGCAAUAAUAUAAUAAGCAUGCAAGAGAGAUUGUCGCAAUCUCCUUUACUGACCUGUAUGGAACCCUGUGAUCAUUCAGGAAUGAAAACUGUUUAUCAUAGAAAAUUAUUUUAUGGAUGGAGUGUUUUCUGGACUUUUUGCUACUGCAUACUUGAUUCAUUGCAUAGUUUAUCUCAAUCUAGAUAGUAACAAUCUUAUCAAAGUACUAUAUUAAAUGUAUAUUUGAAAUAGCUUGCUUUCAAUAUAUUUGUCUCUUACAUAUUUCUGGCCCCCAAAAACAGCAACAUAUGCCAAGCAUUUUGGGAAGUAUGGGGAGAUGACAGACUAUGUGAUAAUGAAGGAUAAGUUCACCAACCAACCCAGGGGUUUUGGAUUUGUGACGUACGCAGAUCCUUCGGUUGUCGACAAAGUCAUCGAGGACGCUCAUGUCAUCAACGGGAAGCAAGUAAGCUCUAGAUCCUUUUAAGCUGGUUGAAUAGCUUUGAUGAAACCCUGAUAAUAGCUUUGUGGGUGAAAACAUUUCUUCCUAGUUCAUAAUCCGCAGCUCUCAAUUCAUGCUAUUUUCUUUCUAAUUCAUAAUUCGCACCUUAGGGCUUCUCUGCUUCUAUUUGGAAGAGGGAUCAGAUGAGACACAAGGCUUGUGCAUAGUCUCAUGUUUAGUGAGAUUCUGCCAAUAAGGUGGUGGGAAUCAUCCAAAUAUAGUCAAUUCAACCCCCCCCCAGCUGCUCUCACAAAGAGUUCAAUGGAUUUCCCAUCUGCAACCUGAAAAAAAUAAAAUGAAACCAUUAAAUUAGGAAGAAAAUCUCUAGUUGACGGAGUGAAGCACCAUCUCCCGCAAUAGAUUAGUGAAAUCUAUCUGGCAAGUGGGGAUAUAUGCAACUGGGGAAAUUGUUCUGGAAAAAUCCGAUAAUGAAGUGAUAUACAGAGCUACAUAUUUUCAUUUAUUAAAAAAAAAGCAGAAAUAUAGUAUGUUUUUCCGCAAGUCAGCAGGAUACUAUCUGCAGGUGUGAGGCCACGUCAUCUUAUCCAAGUCAAUGAGAAUCGUGCUCUGUAUCUUCCAGGUGGAAAUCAAAAGAACAAUCCCAAAGGAUCCAUCGUCCAAGGAUUUCAAGACCAAGAAAAUCUUCGUCGGGGGCCUCCCACCAACCUACACUGAAGGUACCGUCUAAUCUUCUUGCAUGCUGCUGAAAAUGCCAGAGCCUUAGAAUCCUCCUUCUGAAUGCCCAGAUGAGUUGAAGGGGUUCUUCUCCACGUAUGGCAAGGUGGUGGACCACCAGAUCAUCCGAGACCACCACAGCAACCGGUCUCGAGGCUUCGGCUUCGUCAUCUUUGACUCUGAACAGUCAGUUGAUGAUCUGCUCUCCAAUGGCCAUAUGAUUGAGAUAGCUGGCGCCCAGGUGAGACCCACACACUUUCUCUCUCAUCACCACCCUCUGGGCCUUGAUUCCCUCUCUACCGCCUGCCCGUGGAUGGCGAGGGUCUUAGGGAAUUCAUCACGCAGGUGUGCCCGUAUCUCCUUAAGAGUAGUUUAGUUGUCUUAGGCAAUCUGGUUGGUCUGUAGAGAGGCUAAGCUAGCUUAGAGAGAUUCUCCUAGACUAUAAAUGGGUGGUCCUGAACCGAGCUUCACUGGCUAGUUUUGCAUCUUAUGGGGGACUAGGUUGAUGUUCUUGCUUUGUUGUAGGUGGAGAUCAAGAAGGCAGAACCAAAGAAAUCCUCGAAACAGCCAUCUGGAUAUGGUAGUAACUCUAGGGCUCAUUCCUUUGGUGAGGGCCCUGGUGGGUACGGCAGCUCUUAUAGUGGCUAUGGCGGUGACGAGUACGGCCCCCCUCCUCCCUAUAGGACACCCGGAGGCUUUGGCUCUAGGUUUGGGGGGGGUUAUGGUGGUGGCUAUGGCGGCGGCUAUGGUGGUGGCGGCGCCGGUGAAUAUGGCGGAGGCUAUGGCGGAGGUUAUGGCAGCUUGGGGGGUUACAGAGGGGAGACCUCUCUUGGGUAUUCCGGCCGAUAUGGCGGUGGAUAUGGCGGCGCAUAUGGCGGGGGAUAUGGUGGGGGAAUAGGCGGCUACAGGCGUGAUGAGGGCUUUGGUGGUGCUGGCGGCGGUGACGGCGCUUAUGAAGGUUCUAGCUAUGGCAGUGGUUAUAACUCCCGUCCAGGUGCUGGUGGCUAUGGUUUUGGCCCUCUCUAUGGAGGAGGUAGGGGAGCUUAUGGUAGCAGCAGCACCGCCCGUUACCAUCCUUAUGGAAGAUAG